Messenger RNA from Elgaria multicarinata webbii, 1369 nucleotides. RefSeq names its product serine protease 27-like. The record is from RefSeq and is a predicted model, not a curated record. Lineage: Eukaryota; Metazoa; Chordata; Lepidosauria; Squamata; Anguidae. Gene Ontology annotation, molecular function: serine-type endopeptidase activity. Gene Ontology annotation, biological process: proteolysis. The coding region runs from base 130 to 1062 and encodes 310 amino acids. The transcript has 6 exons.
CACUGCCCUCUUGGUCAUGCACCCAUCCUGCCGAAGGGUGCUUGGCCUCAUGAAACGAGCCCAGAGCUCUCUUCGCUCUCCCCUUCCCUAGUUGGCAACAGAGCAGGAGUAUCCUGGGCUGCCUGAACCAUGCUGAGUCUCUGCUGUUCUCAGAUUGUGCUUCUCCUCCUAUUGCUGAGAGGUGCUGAAAACCAUUCUGCUCAAAAAGCCUGUGGCUUUCCCCACGUGUUCUCCCCUCGGAUCAUCGGGGGCAAGAAGGCCGAGGAAGGGGAAUGGCCGUGGCAAGUCAGCAUCCGAAGGAACAGGUUACACAUAUGUGGCGGAAGCUUGAUUUCAUCGCAGUGGGUGCUGACAGCUGCUCAUUGCUUCGAAGGGGUGCUGAAUCUACACGAGUACCAAAUCAACCUGGGGGAAUAUGAUCUGCCCAAACCCGUGCCCAGCAUGGUCUCAUCUGCUGUCAACCAGAUCAUAGUGCAUCCAUAUUUUGCUGGAGAUGGGCUGAGUGCCGAUAUUGCACUGGUGAGGUUGGAGGAGCCGGUAAAUUUCUCCCGAACCAUCUUGCCUGUUUGCCUGCCAAAUAGUUCCGACCCUGACAUCUUCCCGGUGGGGAUGGCAUGCUGGGUGACUGGCUGGGGCCAGAUCUCUCCGGAUGUUAACAUGGUGGCUCGGACUCUGCAAGAACUGGAAGUGCUGAUAAUAGAUGUGGAGGCAUGUAAUGAAAUGUACCACAAUGAAAGCGACAGCUACGCUAUGCCAGAGGGCUACAGGCUGAUCUACAAAGACAUGAUCUGCGCUGGGUAUCCAGAGGGAAAGAAGGACACUUGUCAGGGUGACUCUGGGGGACCCCUGGUCUGCGAGUUGAAUGGCACUUGGUACCUGGCUGGAGUAGUGAGUUUUGGGUUUGAAUGUGCCAAGCCAAGUCGACCUGGAAUCUACACCCGGGUCACCUCCUUCAUGAAUUGGAUUCAGCACACGAUGGAGCAGAAUGUAGCCCCCAGUGGUCGUGCAAUUUCUGAUACCCUCUUGCUCCUUCUCCUGGCCUUGACCAAUGUCCUUUUGUGACCCACAUUAGCCUCACUGAACUGCACCAUCCUGGUGCAGAAUGAGCUGUCCUCCUCAGUUUCAAGAUGGAUCAAUGUCUGCGAGAGCUUUGGAGGGACAAAUAUUGAUCUUUGUAGGCUGAGCUUUAAGUAGGCAACGUUCAAAAGAGCUUCGGCACCGUCUGAAAGAUCUCUGCCAUCUUUAUCAAUAGCACUGGUUGUUCAAUAGCUAGUUGUGAUGUAGUGGUAACAUUUGAAGUGCGGGUGCUCAUCAUGACAAUCCCCAUAGCCAUGCCCCCAAGGCGGGUCCAGAAAUUCAGGUGUUGAUC